Molecule: messenger RNA, 4725 nt
Organism: Cyphellophora attinorum
Lineage: Eukaryota; Fungi; Ascomycota; Eurotiomycetes; Chaetothyriales; Cyphellophoraceae
Product: BTB/POZ domain-containing protein 1
Exons: 1
Coding region: 1-4725 (1574 amino acids)
Molecular function (GO): protein binding
Source: RefSeq, a predicted model, not a curated record
AUGAGCCAUAGACUCUGGGAAGCACUCUUACAAGAUGACGCUGAAAGAUUUCGGCUAUACCUGGCUGAGGCCACCUAUAACGCCAACGCGCGUCAGUCCUCCGCCCCAUCGUUGAAGAUUGGCAGCCCUGGAUCGUUGGGUACCUCACCACAUUCGGCGCUCAAGUCGCGCAAGUCCUCCGGCAAUGUACAGAAUACGCCGCGCACCAACAAGAACGGCGGUGCAGCUUUGACGAGACUCGACGUCAAUUCGAGGGACAGCUUUGGACGAACACUUCUUCACCAUGCCGCCACACAGGCAGGCGAGACGGCAUCUGAGUUCAUCGCAGCCCUGUUGGACAUCCCCUUCAUCGACUUGUACGCACAGGAUCUGGAAAGUGGCUGGACUCCGCUGCACCGUGCCCUGUACUUUGGCAAUGUUGGCACCGCACAGGCUUUGAUGAGGCGUGACCUGCAAGAUGCCACGGAUUACACCACGACAGCGGCACACGCUCAAGCUGGCGGUUUAGUCAAAAUCAAGGACAACGAAGGAAACAGUCCAUUUGAGGUCUUCCAAUUGACCAUUGCGCCUCGCAUACUACAGAGCUCGAGCCACACCAUUGGGGAUGGUGAUUCUGAUGGCAGUAAUAGCGUGGAUCUCAAUGAAGAUAACAAUUCAACCCAAAUUAUGCGACAAGUCGAGAAGCACUCCAUCCAUCUCGACGGCCACGAAAUUUUCGCCUUUGGCAGCAAUAAGAACCUGAAUUUAGGGGUUGGUGACGAGGAUGAUAGGCAUUUCCCCGAACGCAUCAGUCUCAGACGGCCCGAUCAGCUACUCUUCCGUCUAUUCCAAGACCAUUCGGCUGAAUGUGCGACAAAGGCUUUCCCAGACGAGACAGCCAGAUCUUUGCCAAUCCCGAGCUCGGUCGAGGAAAUACCGUGCAUUGUAGCGAACAAGCCUAUCUCGAUCAGAAACGUUGUCAUGUCGAAGUUGCAUACGGCCAUUUUGACAGAUGAUCCGAUAUCCAACCUGCACGUCUGUGGGUUUGGACCUGGCGGGCGACUUGGUACUGGAGACGAAAGGACUUCCUUCGGCUUCCGAUGUAUACAGGGCGGUGGUCUGGCCAAGAAGCGCAUCGCAAAUGUUGCGCUGGGUCAAGACCACACCAUCGCCAUCUGUUCGCAAGGUGAAGUCUUCACGUGGGGUAGCAACAAGUACGGUCAGCUUGGCUAUGCGCUUCCGGAAGUCAGUGGAAACGACGUGCCUAUGCAGCUACUUCCUCGACAAUUGUACGGCUUCGUCAAGAAGGAGCUGGUCAUCGGCGCUACUGCCUCUGCCAUCCACUCCGCCAUUUACACAGCGGGCGCUCUGUACACAUUUGGCAAGAACGAAGGCCAGCUUGGUCUCAUGGAUGCAGACGCACGCUCGCUUGAGAUGGUCACCACACCUCGCAGAGUUGCGCCUUCUGUGUUGACAACUCCCAUUGCCUCAGUAAGCGCGAUCGAUCGAGCAACUGCCGUUCUCCUCGCCAAUCAUGAAGUCAUCGUGUUCACGCACUUCGGCUACACCCGAAUUGCAUUCCGACUCGAGGGCUAUAUGCGUUCUCUCAGCCCGGACUUUCCUGGAUUUCAGCAGAAUCAUAUCAUGAGACUCAAUGCUGGCGCAAACACAAUCGCGGCUCUCUCGGCCUUCGGAGAGGUCUUCACGGUGGAAGUACCCAAGGUUCCGGAGACCGUAUCUGCAAGCGUUUCUACGACCAACCCAUCUAAGGCACGAAACGCACUGCCUCCCUCUGUUCGUGUCUGGUCCCUGCGCAAAGAACACAUGUCCGCAACGGACGUUGCAGUUGGGCAGGAUGGGUCAGUGAUCCUCUGCACAAGGUCAGGCUCCGUAUGGCGGAAAGAAAAGCGUGCCAAGAUCAAAUCCGUCAAUCAUGAGGGCGCUGCGAGGUCCAAGACAAAGGAUUACAAGUUUGUUAGGGUGCCAAAUCUGACUCGUGCCAUUGCUGUGCGCAGCAAUGCUUUUGGGGCAUACACUGCAAUCCGUAAAGAUAGCGAUGUCACGCACACUCAGAUCGCCGUCGAAAGCCCUACGCUUUGGUCAAGCAUGUUUCCACUACUGGCAUUCCACCAAUAUGGGGAAGUCAAGGAUGACGAUGAGACCAUUGACAAUCCUCCGCUUCGAUUCUGGGUACCGAUGGGCAGAGGUCCCAACACUGCUCAGCUAAAGGUAGCAGUCAUCACACGGCCGGAUGCUGAGUCGGAGAUCAAGCAUAUCUGCCAGAUGCAAGCAACGCCCGGAAGCUCGCUUUGUGAUCUUUGGAUAGGGUCCACCGUAACUGACGUCCGCAUUCCGGUCCAUUCAUUUGUCCUGCAGGGCAGAAGCAGUGUCAUGAGAACAGCGCUGACCCAGUUCCGCCAGUCAUACUAUUACGCUAUCGCCGAUGUCCUCUCGCUUGAGUAUGGACGAGAUGGUCAAGCUCAGCUGAUCUUCAACGGCGCGGACUUCUUGACCCUGGUGAAUCUCGUUCUCUAUCUGUACACCGACGACAUCGUUGACGUUUGGCAUCAUACGUCUAAGGCUUUGCAUCUGGCGCCGCGAUACCGGGCGGUGCGUGUAGAGCUGAUGAAGAUUGCAUCGAAUCUGGAGCUCCGCCAACUUGAGCGGGCUGCUAGGCUUAUGAUCGAUCCUAUUCGAAGCUUGGCACACGACAUGGAACAUGCGGUGGUUGAUCACGACUUCUUCUUGGACGCGGAUGUGAUGAUCGACCUUGCAGAUGGCGCUGAGAUCCCGGCCCACAGUGUUUUGUUGACAGCUCGUUGUCCCUUCUUCGAGGGCCUCUUCCAAGGCCGCACUGGAGGAAUGUGGAUGGCCGCCCGGCGUGACGAAGCUCAGGACAAAGCUGAGCUCAUGCGCGUGGAUCUCAAACACCUGAACAGCAAUGUGUUCAAACUCGUGCUUCGCCAUCUGUACGCAGAUACUGGCCUGGAGCUGUUCGAUGAUCUGGUGACUUCGGACUUUGACGCAUUCGCAGACAUCCUAUUGCAGGUGCUGUCUGCAGCCGACGAACUCAUGAUUGAUCGAUUGGCACAAAUCUGUCAGAGCAUUCUUGGCCGCUAUGUCAACAUCCGAAAUGUUUGCUAUCUGCUCAACACGGUUGCAGAGUGCCAAGUGACCGAGUUCAAGAAUGCAGCACUUGAGUACAUCUGCCUCAAUUUAGAAGCCAUGCUGGAGCAGCGAUUGCUCGAAGAUCUCGAUCCAGAUCUUCUGGCCGAGCUAGACGAAGUGGUGCAGCAGAACCAGCUAGCUUAUCUUCCAUUUGCCAGAAGUUCGAGAACAUACGAUGAACUCGUCGAUCGUUAUCCAGAGCUUGCAGAGCAAAUGGAUCUCGGAAAGCGGCGACGUAUUGACUCCAUGCGUCUUCGCACCAGGCUGGCCGAUGCUCAGGUCAAGGAAGAUGCGUCGCACAAAUUCAGAGUCGGAUCUGUGGACAAGUAUGGCAGCUCGCCAUCUCUCGUGCGCAGAUCAAGUGGGCCUGGCAGUGCGGAGACCACACCAGAAUCUAGUCCUGCUAUAGCUGCGCAGGAGGGUGGCGAAGACUUUCCCUUUGAAAUGGAUGAAGGCGAGGCACUUGGCUCUCCUUCGUUACCCGCGAAUGAGCCAAGAUCUCGCAGGCCGAUGGACGCUCAUCAAGAUUUGAUUGUCCCUCAGCCACUCUCAAGUCCUUCGUUGGACUCAGCACACCAUCGAGAUCGCGCUAUGAAUCGCGCGGGCACGUCUGCGGCAGACAACACGGCACCAGAACCAGAACGAGGUUUCGGCACAACCAAAGCUCCAUGGCAAACACCAUCACCCACUAGUCACCGCGUCGAUCUGCGAGACAUUAUGAGUCAGGCUUCGGCAUCGAAAGUCUCAAACCUGUCACAGUCCUUGGCCAAGGCAGAUAGUCAAGCCAAAGCUCGGCAGAAGAUGUCACAGAAAGAUCGCAAGAAGCAGUCUCAGCAAGCCAAACAUGAGCAGAUCGAGGUACCGAAGCCUCUGCCGCCCGCAGAAAUGUCGGCUGGAAAACCUCAGUCUGUAUGGCAGACUGUUCGCAAGCCCAGUGGGAGCGUUGCAGUGGUGCAGAGUUCACAAGCUCGAGCGACGACUCCACAUCGACCGACUAUGACCAUGAGACAGACUGUUGCAGGUAGCCCGGCACCGGCAUCGCCGCCACUACAAUCGCCUGUUCCGUCUUCUCCUGCUGCAGUAUCCGCCAGCAAACCUGCUCAGCCCGUCAUCCAAUCUAUCCGACACACACCAAGCCGAGCUUCCACCUUGUCAGCGCUGGAUGCCCGCGCGUCGAUGGCUGACAUCCUGUCGCAACAACAGGGGGAGAAGAUUGCCGUGAAGGAGGCGGUAGCCAAGAGAUCGCUUCAGGAUAUUCAGCAAGAACAAGAGUUUCAGGCGUGGUGGGACAGCGAGAGUCGCCGGAUACAAGAGGAAGAAUCGGCAGCUUCCAGGAAUGCAGGAAGGUCCAAAGGGAGCCGUGGUCGCGGACAGGCUGGUCGUCGCGGUGGUGGUAAUAGAGGAGCCAGGAGAGGAUCACAAGGUCCCAACGAGGGCUUGACUCAGGCAGAUACACAGGAUGCUACGGUGCCAGCGCAGAGAGUAGCGCACAGCCAGGUCCAGCCGAGUGCACGAGGCGACGCUCGACCGUACGCGCAUGCGCGCAGAGGUAGAGUGUCGAGUCCUGGCCACGGGUGA